Oryzias melastigma (Indian medaka) is the source of this 2969-nucleotide messenger RNA. RefSeq names its product potassium voltage-gated channel subfamily G member 4. Gene Ontology annotation, biological process: protein homooligomerization; potassium ion transmembrane transport. The record is from RefSeq and is a predicted model, not a curated record. The transcript has 3 exons. Gene Ontology annotation, cellular component: membrane; voltage-gated potassium channel complex. The coding region runs from base 401 to 2014 and encodes 537 amino acids. Gene Ontology annotation, molecular function: protein binding; delayed rectifier potassium channel activity. Lineage: Eukaryota; Metazoa; Chordata; Actinopteri; Beloniformes; Adrianichthyidae.
GGAGGAGUGGGAGGAGGAGGAGGAGGAGGAGGACCGUCCUCCUGUCAAGCACAGAUGAGAACCGCCAGCAGGUUUCCGGAGGCUCACCGCUGCCGCUUCCCGGUGUGUGACGGGGCUGCUGCAGCCUCGGACGGAGCGAUCACCGACAACUGUUGCCGUCCAGCUUCGAGGGCUCGCGAGUGCAGCGACCGUGAACACGUACACGCUCGGCUCCUCAAACCCUAAAGAGGAUUCUCUCCGCGCGCGCACGCGGCUCCACCGCGUCUUAAUUGACGAGCCGUUUCAUUUAAAGGGAGGAAGUGGGCGUGGCGGAAACGAGCGUCCACCUGCCAGCAGAGGCUCCUGGUGAACUCCAGUCGCCAUCAUCUUUCUCCUUCCUGUCUGAGGUCUGUCUGCCAGCAUGCCCAUCAUUAGCAAUGCCAACCAUGACUUCAGCACUUAUUCCAUCAGCACUGACGACAGCAGCUUAGACCGCUUCUUCACAGAGAUCCCAGAGACUGAGACCCUAAAGGGAGUCUACUUCCAGCGUGUCCAGCUGCUCCGGGAUCCCCACGCCACAUAUGUGAUUGACAAUGCACUGCAGGUGCUCAUCAACGUGGGUGGGAACCGCUAUGCCUUCCCCUGGAGCACCCUGGAGCAGUUCCCCCAGAGUCGGCUGGGUCGUCUGCGCUUCUGUAACACCCCAGAAGAGAUUGCUCGACUCUGCGAUGAUUAUGAUGAGACGUGCCAGGAAUACUUCUUUGACCGCAAUCCCACCGCCUUCAGAGUCAUCCUUAACUUCCUGGCUGCAGGAAAACUGCGCCUCCUCAGAGAGCUUUGUGCAGUUUCUCUACAUGAUGAGCUGGACUACUGGGGAGUGGACCCGGGUCUCAUGGAGCGCUGCUGUCGGCGCCGUAUGCUCUCUCGUGUAGAGGAGGUGGAAGAGCGAGAGCGCAAAAAGGAAGAGUGGAGGAAGAAGAGGAUGAUGCUGACAAAAAGCAACAGCGUGCAAACGGAAAAAGGCUAUCGCAGACUGAUCUUCAUCCUGCGAGAAGUGAUGGAAAACCCUCACUCUGGCUUGGCAGGGAAGAUGUUCGCCUGCCUGUCAAUCAUCAUGGUGCUGGUCACUGUGAUUAGCCUGUGCAUCAGCACUAUGCCUGACCUCAGAGAUGAGGAAAACAGGGGGGAAUGCUCCCUGAAGUGUCGAAACAUGUUUGUGGUGGAGUCUGUCUGCGUCGCCUGGUUUACCAUGGAGUUUGUGCUGCGCUUCAUCAAUUCCCCGAGCAAACUGGCCUUUGCUCGCGGCCCACUCAACAUCAUUGACGCCAUCGCCAUCCUGCCUUACUAUGUGUCGCUGGUGGUGGAUAUUGGUGACGAGUCUCAGGAGGAUGUCCUCAUGGGGACUGGCAGAGGCUACCUGGAUAAACUGAGUCUGGUUCUGCGCCUCCUGCGAGCUCUGCGGAUUCUGUACGUUAUGAGGCUGGCUCGGCAUUCUCUGGGUUUGCAGACGCUAGGGCUGACCAUACAGCGCAGCAUCAGAGAGUUUGGCCUGCUGCUGCUCUUUGUGUGCGUUGCCGUGACCCUGUUCUCACCCCUUGUCCACCUGGCUGAGAGUGAACUGGCGCCAUUUGCUGCUACACACCCCCACCAUAGCUUCAGCAGUAUCCCAGCCUCUUACUGGUGGGCCAUCAUCUCCAUGACCACAGUGGGAUAUGGUGACAUGGUGCCCCGCAGCAUUCCUGGACAGAUAGUGGCGCUCAUCAGCAUUCUCAGUGGGAUCCUUAUCAUGGCAUUUCCUGCCACCUCCAUCUUUCACACCUUCUCCAGAUCCUACCAGGAGCUCAAGCUGGAGUAUGAAGGCGUGUGGAAGCAGGAGCGGCACAAUGAGAGGAAAGGAAGCUGGUUCAAGACAGAUUUGACAUCUGAAGAGUACACUUCUGAGCCCAGGGAGGAAGAUGAUGCUGUGAAGUUUCCUCAGUCCAAACUCCCUCCAAAAACUUUCCAAGGGGGUUCUGACAUGCAGCGUCCCAUGUAACAGUGGUAUUUAUAUAAAAUGUCCUGGUGAAGACGAUGUCUGUGUGUGUUCAUACUCUGGAGUCUUCCUUAAGCACCUCCCAGCAGAAUUGAUCCCUCAUCACUCGUCUUUUGUCUGUCGGUCAGAAGCUCCAACCCUUUAAUGAACCAGUCUGUGAGCUUUCCAAAGCUGCAAGCAUCCUUUAUUAUUUUCACAGACCGGAUCAAACAGGUCCCUGUGCAGGUGUUUAUCUGUCAGACUGGAGUUCAGGAGCGAGGACACCAAAACCAGAGGCAGACACCUGUCCUCUGCUGAGAGAGGAGAUGGAAACACACUGAACGGACUGAGACAAUGAAGAUUUCUGUGUCAGAACAAAACAACUUUCUUCCUUGGAGUCCCUUUAUCAACACAUUCUGGGCUGUAGAUGCACAGAAAGCUCCCUCUUUUGAAGACUUGUUCCGUUCCAGAGAAAAUGUGUUUUUUUAUGUCUUAAGACCUGAGCUCUUGUUUGAUGUGGCUUUUUUAUUUCUUUUUGACGGAGCUCCAGUAAGGAAGAAUUACUGUAACGACUGUGGUAAUAUAGCCCAAAAUCUGAUGUCCACAUGUGGACAGCAUGUCUUCAGAGUGUAAAUCAGGAAAAGUCAGGGUGCUUAAAGCAUUUAAAGAAAAGAAACUCCCAACUGAUAAACUUUGUCCUGUUUGCCUUGACGUUUUUGCCUCUAUUUAUGUGUUUUACUCUAAAGAGGUUUAGUUUAGGAGACAUGUUACAUUUUGCAUUUCCCCUCUCAUGUCUCUGUAAUGUGUGAAAUAAAUUUCUUCUUGGAUUUUCCCCUUUUUUCUGAACUGUACUGUAUGCCUGUCAGGGAUGUUGACUUCACUCCAGUGCAGCUUAAACUUAGAGGGAGGCUGUUUUUUCUUCUUGUUUACUCUUUUUUUAUUUUUAUCCAUAGGUUUAUUUAAGUACAAACCUAUGGAG